AUAUAGCUCGUACAUAUAUAUAUAGUAUAAUUGUUAGCAUAGCUGAGAUAAACAAUAAAUUGGCAGCUCGCCAGGGCGUAGGGCGACCAGGAAAAACGCUAGCCGCGUACUCUCUGGCUGGCUCAUCGCACAACGGACAGCAAACAGGUGGAAUCAUCAACAAAAGCAUCUCAUGUGCAGCAGCUGCCAGCGCUGCUUCAGCCAAGAGCAAUGUCAAAGCAGCGGCAGCCGCAGCAAGAGCUGUAUACAGAGUCCACGUCUGACUACGAGGAGCAGGAGCAGAAUGAGCAGCCAGAGCAGGAUCGUUACGAUCCCCUGUCCAAUCUGCUGCGACUGCAACUGCGCAAGCCCAAUCACUGGAACUGGGAGCUGAGCACAUCGCGUAGCUGCAGCAACAUAGCACUGCCCAGAAUAUUGCUGUACGAUCACACGGGCGCGCUUCUACUGGAUGCGGAUGGGUACAGCGAGCAGGCCUAUCGGCCCAGCAGCGCUCAGGACUGCAGGCGCAAGCAUGCGGCGAGCAGUCUCGGCAGGAGCCUGCAGCAGGCGCGACUUGCUGGCAAGUUGAAUGGCCUCAGCAUUAACGAGGCAUCGGCCAGCGACACACACACACCCGUCCACUCCCCAACAAGACAGCAGCUGGCAGGCAGCUGCAUUGACUUCAGCACCCACGAGCUGCCCGACUGGCAGCCGCACGAGGUGGACAGCUCGCGACGCUCCAGUUCGCUGCGCGGCGUGCGGCUCGUGGUGGAGGAUCAGCCUCAGGCGUCGGCGCCAGCGCCGACACAGCGGGCACAGGAAUCGGCUUAUCCGACGCCGCCGUCCACGUCGACGCUGACCACGACAGCGAACUCCUCAUCGUCCGGACCACGGGAGAAGCGUCGCUAUCGACGCUCGCACAGCUCUGGCCAGCACUCGAUUCUGGAGCGGUUUAGCAUGACGCGCGGCCGCCACUCGUCGCCCGAGUAUGCCCAGGAGCAGACAUUGGAGCACAGGCCACGCUAUUAUCUACGCAGCAGCAAGGCGGGCACGCUCGUCAUCCAGGACGACAGCUUUAGUCGGGUGCGGCAGCGCCGCCGUCGGCAGCGGAACUCCUCCACCGAGAACGUGCUGGCACAACAGGGCAAAGGCCCCGCGGAUAGCGACGUGCAGGUCACGGCGCACAGGCGUCAUCAGUCGCAGCUGCGCUGCCGGGAGGCGCCGCUAUUAACAUCCGACGAGGACGCGGAUGCACAAGGCCAGGGCCACAAACAAUUAGCGAGGCACUCGCGUUGCAGGCGUGGUAAACGCGCUUGCGGCAAGCAUUUGGCCGCGCCAGAGCUUAUCACAGUCGAUCCAGGCAACUGCAUAUUUCGAGCGGAGCCUUGCGCGACGCAGCGCUGACCUCAUCGACCGACUACACAAAAAUAUGCCCACAUGUACAUAGAGAUGUCUUCUACUGAUAUAUAUAUACACAUGCCUACAUAGCUCACCUCCUGCUUUGUUUUGGUUUUGCUCUCUAAAGCCAACUCUAUGUAAAUUAAUACAAAUAAAGAAAAAUAUAAGCCAUGCAAAGCGGCGUAUGA
Drosophila hydei is the source of this 1565-nucleotide messenger RNA. RefSeq lists its product as uncharacterized. The coding region runs from base 211 to 1383 and encodes 390 amino acids. The transcript is spliced from 2 exons. The record is from RefSeq and is a predicted model, not a curated record. Lineage: Eukaryota; Metazoa; Arthropoda; Insecta; Diptera; Drosophilidae.